CUAGGGCAAUGCCUUAGGUAUCCUGAAAAGGAGAUCCCGUCUCUCGCCAUCUCUGAUUGAUAUGAGGCAUUUGAUGAUGCUUCGAUGACCUGCAUUCGGCGAAGAUGUCGUUUCUCUCACGGUAUACUCGAAAUGCCGCUUACGACGUUAGAAAUUCGGUGCUCUACUGGAGUGUAUCUUUUCUUAAGGAUUUUGUUUUCUUUUCAUUCUGAAACUUGUACUGUUUGUGUCAUUAUCAUUUUUACGCUUGGGUUUCUGGGGGGUUUAACUAUGCAUUCUACGACAUGUCAGCGCAGCAUACAGUCACAUGGAACCAAAUGCUUUGCUUUUGUAUUGGUUUGUUUUCAUUCUGCUGGAUGAUUGUUAAUUUUACACUGCAAAUGCAGUGCUUGUAACGAUAUGUUUUAAAAAGGGAUGGGUAAUGGUCUACAUCUACUUCAUAGUAACAGCUCAUGCUUCCACUAGGCCAACGCUGCCAUGAAUUGAUAUUGAACA
This is a messenger RNA of Aspergillus novofumigatus IBT 16806, 495 nucleotides long. RefSeq lists its product as uncharacterized. The record is from RefSeq and is a predicted model, not a curated record. The coding region runs from base 85 to 360 and encodes 91 amino acids. The transcript has a single exon. Lineage: Eukaryota; Fungi; Ascomycota; Eurotiomycetes; Eurotiales; Aspergillaceae.